AUGGGCCGGACUGUGGUACCGGUCCAGGUGGAGGUGACGAUGCUGCGUGUGCACGCGCGCGAUGAGAGAGAGUGGGUGGUGAGGGGGUUGAUGGAGUCAGUGUUGGAGGGAGAGAGGAGGGGGGACGCGGCGGCGAAUGUGGAGGCGGUGAGGGGCUUGAAGAGGAAGAGGGUGGUGGAGGAUGGAGGGGAGAGUUGUAGGGUUUGGUUGGAAGAGUUUGUUAAGGGGGAGAAGGUCACGUGCAUGCCGUGUAGGCACGUGUUUCAUGAGGGGUGUAUCAAGACUUGGUUGGGGACUUGCCAUGUUUGCCCUAUUUGUUGA
Messenger RNA from Rhododendron vialii, 321 nucleotides. RefSeq names its product E3 ubiquitin-protein ligase MPSR1-like. The transcript has a single exon. NCBI's taxonomy places the organism in Eukaryota, Viridiplantae, Streptophyta, Magnoliopsida, Ericales, Ericaceae. The coding region runs from base 1 to 321 and encodes 106 amino acids. The record is from RefSeq and is a predicted model, not a curated record.